CCGCGCGACGCGAAUGCGCGCGUCGCGCGGCGACGACGCGCCGGCGCUCCCGGGACGCGCGGUCGCGGUGGACGAAGACAAAAAAUCGAUCGACAACGACGCGAACAAGCGCGCCGUCAAGCGCUACCGCGAUCGUCAGCGCGACGCGAAGAUGAAGUUGGAAUCCGAAAACGCGGCGCUGCGAGUGGAGACGACGCGGUUGGCGACGGAGCUCGCGCACGCGCGAUGGGUGCUCGACGCGGUGGCGUCGCGGUGCGGGAUGAAGCGACGCGCGACGGGGCGCGACGCGGACGCGGCGCUGCGCCGAAGCGUCGCGCGCGUGAUCCACGGCGCGGGGUGCCCGCUGGGACAUCAGGGGCGGGACAGGCCGUUUCGAUUGGACGCGACGGAGGCGAGGCGACGCGAGGACGAGGACGAGGACGAGUUGGCGGCGUUUUUGAAGGAGUUUUUGGUGCACGAGGACGGGAAGUGUCCGUGCCCGGGGCGCGCGCGCGAUGGGGGCGAGUAG
Messenger RNA from Ostreococcus lucimarinus CCE9901, 508 nucleotides. RefSeq lists its product with no specific name. The coding region runs from base 14 to 508 and encodes 164 amino acids. The record is from RefSeq and is a predicted model, not a curated record. The transcript has a single exon. Lineage: Eukaryota; Viridiplantae; Chlorophyta; Mamiellophyceae; Mamiellales; Bathycoccaceae.